AUCGACAGGAGGAGAGGAGUAAUAAGCGCAGCGCAGCGCAGGCAUCACCAUUCGCCAUCCAUAGCUCGGCAGAGCAGCUCGCUUCCUCGGCAGCAAUGGAGGACUCCACAACCACAGCCGCGCCUCAGCUCCUCCUCUGUGUUUGUGUCACCCUCGUAGUCGUGGUCGUAGCCUGGGUCCUCGCGCUCCACCACGGCCAUGCCCGCGACAAGAACCCCAAGCUCCCUCCCGGGCCGCCGGCGCUGCUCUUCCUCGCCAAGUUCCUGGCGCUCCGGCGCUCCAUCUUCGACCUCGGCCCGCUCCUCCGCGACAUGCACACGCGCUACGGCCCCGUCAUCUCCCUGCGCCUCGCCCGCACGCUCGUCUUCGUCGCCGACCGCCGCCUCGCGCACCGCGCCCUCGUCCAGGGCGGCGCCACCUUCGCCGACCGCCCGCCGCCCGUCGACCCAAACAGCCUGUUCAGCGCCGGCGGCCGCGACAUCAGCUCCUCGCCCUACGGGGCCUACUGGCGCCUCGUGCGGCGCAACCUCGCCGGCGAGGCGCUGCAGCCGGCCCGCGUCGCCCUCUUCGCGCCCGCAAGGCGGUGGGCGUGCGACGGCCUCGCCACCAGCCUCCGCUCGCACGCCGCGGGCGACGACGAGCCCGUCAUCACGCUGAGGCCGUUCCUCCGCCGCGCCAUGUUCGAGCUGCUGGUGUACAUGUGCUUCGGGGCGCGGCUCGGCCAGGACGCGCUCGACGAGAUCGAGGGGCUGCAGCACCGGGCGCUCCUCUCCGUCACAAGCUUCCCGGUCUUCGCCUUCUUCCCGGCGGUCACCAAGAGGCUCUUCCUCAAGCGGUGGGAGGAGUACGUCGCCGUGCGCCGGAGGCAGGACGAGGUGUUCGAGCCUCUCAUCCACGCUAUGCGGAGCGGAGAUGACCCGCCGUGCUAUGCGGAGUCCCUCCGCGCGCUGCGCGUGCCGGAUGAAAACGGCGACCGGCCGCUCACGGACGCCGAGAUGGUCAGCCUCUGCUCCGAGUUCCUCAACGGCGGGACGGACACGACGGUGACCCUGGUGGAGUGGAUCAUGGCCGAGCUGGUGAACCACCCCGACGUCCAGGCCAAGUUGCACCAGGAGGUGAACGCCAACGACGGCGGGCAGCUCCAGGCGAUGCCGUACCUCAAGGCCGUGGUGCUCGAGGGCCUCCGCCUGCACCCGCCGGGCCACUUCCUGCUCCCGCACGGCGUGCAGAGCGACGCGGCGGAGAUCGGCGGCUACACGGUGCCCAAGGGCGCGGAGGUGAACUUCCUGGUGGCCGAGAUCGGGCGCGACGAGACGGUGUGGACGGCGGCGCGGGAGUUCCGGCCGGAGCGGUUCCUGGACGGCGGCGAGGGCUGCGGCGUGGACAUCACCGGGAGCAGGGAGAUCAAGAUGAUGCCUUUCGGCGCCGGGCGGCGCAUGUGCCCCGGGUACGCGGUGGGCAUGCACCACGCCGAGUACUUCGUGGCGAGGAUGGUGCGGGAGCUGGAGUGGCGGCCGGCGGCGGACGGCGUGGCGGUGGACAUGGCGGAGGCGCUGGACUUCACCACCGUGAUGAAGCACCCGCUCCGGGCACGCAUCAUCGCCAGAAAAAAUCCAAAUACCUAGUUGUGUUGGUAUUGUUUGUAUGUAUCGACGACUGCAUCUCCAAAAUAGACUCAUAAUAGACUCAUCUCCAUCCCGGCUUCUUCGCCCGAACGUCGCUCGCCAAUCUGCCGUUUCUGCAUGCGUGUUUCCGUUCCCGCGCAUCCGAGCUUGCCUUCCCGCGCACCCUCAUCUGGUUUUAUAAUCUCGCGCAUCCAGGGUUGCCCAAAUCGCCAAGAAACCUCCUCCGCCUGCAAGAUCAGCCGUCGGAAUCGUCAGCCUCGUCACCGCUCAGAAGCUCGCCAUGUCCAUUCCCAGUCGUCGUGCGAGCACGCCCAGCGAUACGAUUUGUGGCAGAGAAAAAAAAAAGACGCCAGUGCUGACGUGGCUGUUGCGGAUGCUCUUAUGGUACGGCACCAAAGGAGGAGAGGAUAAUCAACAACAUCAGAUGUACUCCUUGGUCUGGCUCUUGCUGCAGAGCCCACAUGUUGAUCUAGAUAUAACAA
Panicum hallii is the source of this 2107-nucleotide messenger RNA. Its product is annotated as cytochrome P450 89A2-like. Lineage: Eukaryota; Viridiplantae; Streptophyta; Magnoliopsida; Poales; Poaceae. The coding region runs from base 96 to 1625 and encodes 509 amino acids. The record is from RefSeq and is a predicted model, not a curated record. Gene Ontology annotation, cellular component: membrane. Gene Ontology annotation, molecular function: iron ion binding; heme binding; oxidoreductase activity, acting on paired donors, with incorporation or reduction of molecular oxygen, NAD(P)H as one donor, and incorporation of one atom of oxygen. The transcript has 3 exons.